AUGGUUUCAAUCCUCCCAGAUGGAAUGUCCAAUAUGGAGGCAACUGUUUCGUUUUUGAUCAUAGACACAAUAGCCCUCAUUUUACGCGUCAUUUCCAGAAUACAAACAAAGGGCACGACGACAACCGGGCGAUUCAUCCGCUAUGAUGACUGGUGGAUUCUCGCAGCCUAUCUGAUACAUCACGAUGGUAUCAGGCACCCUCGAGCCAUAUCUAGUCAUGGAUCCAGAUCACCGAUUGAAAAUGCUUGA
Molecule: messenger RNA, 249 nt
Organism: Botrytis fragariae
Lineage: Eukaryota; Fungi; Ascomycota; Leotiomycetes; Helotiales; Sclerotiniaceae
Exons: 2
Coding region: 1-249 (82 amino acids)
Source: RefSeq, a predicted model, not a curated record